ACAGAGGCACCUUACACUGGAGGCUUUUUUCCUUUCCUUUCCUUUCCUUUCCUUUCCUUUUCUUUUCUUUUCUUUUCUUUUCUUUUCUUCUCUUUUCUUUUUUUUGCAAGUGCGACCUGAGCAAAGGAGGGGCUUCAAAGAAAAAGAAAAAUGACAUAGCGACGAAGGGAGGGGGUGCAAGAAGAAAAGCGAUUCACCUUUACACGCUGCCCGCCCCCGUCAGUGGGGGCUUUGCCACAGUCUUAACCAGGACGAAAAAAACCCCGCUGAAGUGCCAGUCGUAAAAUUGGGAAGCGCAUUUUAAACGACUGUGUGAAUAUUUGGGACUCACCCCUUCCUGCUCAGACCCCUCCCACGGAAACAGCUGUAUUUAUUUAAUGUUACUCGCUGGAGCAAGUUCCACCUCCUUGGAGUUGAAGAUUCCUCAUUUUCAGGGGUCUCUUGGAGGAAUCGGGAGCUGGCCCCCUGUUUCUCUCUUGUGGGAAGGACAGAAGAGUGACUUGAGAGUUGGAGGCUGUUAGAAGUGUUAUAUAUCUGUUGGGAAACUGAGGCACUGGUCUCUUGUCCUCAUAGGACCCCAGAGAGGCAUUUGCAACCAUCUGCAGGUUUCCCAGACAGGGAAGAUCUUGUCUUGGUGGAGAGAUCAGGGUGCCACAAAGCUGAUGGCGGACAGAGAGGUGCCCAGGACGGGAUUCAGCCUGCAGUUGCAAGCUGCUUUGGAGAAAUGGAUGCAGCCAGGAUUCAAAAGACAGGAUCCGGGACGAGUGGUCUCCAAAGCAGGCGAGGAAUUGGGAGAAGACAGAAAAGCCUAUAGAGGGAUUGAGGGAAUGGAGCAACUGGUGAAACAGGAGCCAGACCUGCUCUCUCAGCAGUGGGAAGCCCAGUGGCAGGACUUCUUGAAGAUGGCUGAAUCCCAGCAGCCCUGGGGGGUUGUGUCACUGGCCCAGGAGGAGCCCUCGCCAUGGGAUGAUGCCAAGGCCUUCCUGGCCUCCUUUGAGCGGGUAGCCGAGGCCUGCCAGUGGCCCAGGGAGGAGUGGGCCUCCCAGCUGCUGCCUGCCCUCCGAGGAGAAGCCGAGCAAGCUUAUCGCGGGCUGGCAAGGCCGGACCGAGAGGAUUAUUGGAAAGUGAAGGCGGCCAUCUUGCACAGGGAUGCCCUGAGCCGGGAGAAGCAGCGCCAGCACUUCCGGCAUUUCUGCUACCAGGAGGCCGAGGGCCCGCGGGGGGCCUACAGCCAGCUGCAGGCGCUUUGCCACCAGUGGCUGAAGGUUGAGCACCACUCCAAGGAGCAGAUCCUGGAAUUGCUGAUCCUGGAGCAGUUCUUGGCCAUCCUGCCUCCUGAUAUCCAGAGCUGGGUCCGAGGAAAUAGCCCAGAGUCCUGCCCUCAGGCGGUGGCCCUGGCCGAGGAUUUUCUGCAAAUGCAAGAGGAAGCUCAACAUCAGGAGCAGCAGAUAUUCAAGGAAGUGAGGGAUGCUGCAGAGGAUUGUGGGAAGGGACAACUGUUCAGGGAGGCUAAUCAUGAGGGGAACAUUGGAGAUCCUGGUGAAGCGGGUAGAUGCAGUGACAAGAUGGAGAAAUAUGCACUGGAGAAUUCUGGGCCCGUAGCAUCACAUGAGACGCUCACUGGGAGAACAGAAGAGCAAGUGGCUCAAUUUGGUGAGCAGGAAAACCUUUCCCAAAGUCAAGACAGACUAAUUUGGCAGCAGAAAUUUCUUCCCAAGGAGAUGAGUGAUAGUGCCGUUCCUUGUAGAGGAAGUUACCGGGAGCUCAGCCACCCCAAAAUGCCCACUGGUAAGAAAUACAGCACCUCCAGUGUUAUUGCAAGGAGUUUCUACCAUAAAUCAAACUUCAUUAAACAAAAGAAGAUCCACACAGGAGAAAAAACAUACAGCUGUUUGAAUUGUGGGCGGAGAUUCAGUCGUAGGUCAAAUCUUAAGCGUCACGAAAGCAUCCACACGGGGGAGAGACCCCACGAGUGCUUGGAUUGUGGAAAAAAGUUCACUCGGAAGUCUUACCUCAUUAAACAUAGUACUGUUCAUGCAUAUGGAGCAUCAACGUAGGAAGAACAGCUGGCAGGAAAAGACGGGUGCAUAGAAAGUCUGUACCGUGGAUAAAGGAGUUGAAAACGAUGGAUUUGAUUGUCAUUCAGAUCUUCAUUAUUCUCAGGGAACAUAUGUUGCGGCUGAGUUGGGAAUCCCGGGGAAUACUAGGACCACAGGGAAAUGUUAAUCUAGAAAUACGUCAUGUAAGAGGAUUCCUCCAGAGCGCCAUAAAGUGUGAGCAAAUUUCUUUUGGGAGCGCGUAAUACACAAGAGAGAGAGAGCUCACACGAACCAUGAACAGAUUCUAUUCCAUUCCCACCUCACUUCUUCUCGAGUCACAGGAUGUCAUCUUUUUGUUGCAACUUUGGGUAAUAGCUUUGUUAUUGCAAAGUUUUAAUUUUGGGAUAUUUAAUCUUUUAAAACUUGAGUGAAGCAAUAUAUGCAGAAGCUUAAACCUGAAAGUUUACUUGGUGGGCUGAAGUGUUUCUGUAUAACAGCAAGAAAAUCUUAACUAUAACUAUGAGACAGUAUACACUUGGAAUUCCAUCAGCAUAUAAUUCCAGGAGUGACAGCUGGCAGAUAGAGGGGAGAGGGAAGCUGUUCCAUGGAGAACAGAAACAUUCCAGCAUCAAUCUGCUGCAUGAUCCAAAUUCACUCAUAUUAACCUGUGUGCACUAGUUACUUCCAAGAUGAUUUAGGGAGCAAAAGUUUGCCCCCAGAGCCAUACGUUCACUUUUACAGUUCUUCCUUGGUUGCUUGGUCUAUUUUAUUCAAUUGAUAAGAUCACCCCGCUCCUCAAGUGACUCUGAGUGGUUCAUAGCAUGCAAAGAAUAACAUGCAAAGAAUAACAAUCCAGGAAAGGAAAAAAUUACAGAAGAAAACACAUCUGAAUAUCUGUAGUGCCAGGAUCAAACCUCACCAGAAAUAUAUUAAUACCCUGACAGCUCAAGGGCCAUUCUGCCCAACGUCUGAGGGAAGAACCAGGUUUUCAGUGUUUUUCUAAAGGCCAGCAGAGCUGGAACCAUCUGGGUCUUGAGGAUGGUCCUCCAUAGAAGAGGCUUCUUGAAGAAGGAGAUCCAACCAGAACUUGAGGAAUGAUUGUUCUUCAUCCUGUAGCCUUCGGAAAGACAGUAGUUUGACGAGCUGCAGAACCAUCAACUGGGUAUUUAUGGGCCAAAUCAUAAUCUGUCCAACUCUAAUUCUCAAUCUAUCACCUCCUCCCACUUUCUACUAUUCCUGUCAGCAGUUUAGAGAGAAAGCUACUACCUGGUUUUUGCCUUUCUCCGUCUAUCUGUUCAGAGCCUGCUAGAUGUAAUCAGCAUUUCUCUCACUUUUUUUCAUACACAGGUAUUAAAAUAAAUGCUUGCAGUCUUUAAUUCAAAUCUGUUUUGAGUAAUUAUCACCCCUCUUUAGAAUAGUUAUUCCCCUUUUUUGUAGGAAAGCGUGGUAUAUUUCUGCUGUGUGUGCAGUACACCUGAAAAAUUCCUUUUAUUCCUUGUGGGGGUUCACAUAAGUGUGUGAAAAGACAGUGCACAAUUACCAGUUUCAAAUCAAAAAGCAGGAAACUCUGAACCUUCUUCUGCUCACAAAGCUACC
This is a messenger RNA of Python bivittatus (Burmese python), 3635 nucleotides long. RefSeq lists its product as uncharacterized. The record is from RefSeq and is a predicted model, not a curated record. Lineage: Eukaryota; Metazoa; Chordata; Lepidosauria; Squamata; Pythonidae.